GACAAAUGUAGAGACAACAAGCAUUACUCUACACGGAUCAUCUUCCAGUGUGACCACAACAUAGGGUCCCCUGUUUUCCAAGAGCUAGAUGACUGUGAAUAUGUGUUCUUGUGGAGGACAUCUGAAGCAUGCCCUGUUAUAAGAGCUGAAGGUGACAAAUGCCAAGUUACAGACCCAAAAUAUGGUCAUGUGUAUAAUCUGAAACCACUGGGAGCAAAGAAUGUGGAAGUGAAAGAUGGCGAUUUCACAUAUCAGCUUCGUGUCUGUGGGGAAGUUACAGGAUCUUCCUGUGCAUCCAGAGCAUCUAGUGGAACAGUUUCAUCCUGUCAAGUGAAGGGAUCCACAGCAAAGGUGGCAGGAUUAACCAAUCAAAAGUUGAUAUAUGAAGAUGGUAUCAUUACGAUAAAUUAUACCGGAGGAGAGCUCUGCCACCAGAAGUAUAACCGUACAACACUUAUUCUCUUCCACUGUGAUAAAGCAGAAGAGAAGCCUGUCUUUAUGAAAGAGACUCCGGACUGCAUAUAUACGUUUCAGUGGCGCACACCCCUUGCUUGCCCUCCCUUCAAACCUGUUGACUGCUCCUUGAAGGGACACUGAUGGGAAUUCAUAUGACUUGUCUUCACUGUCGCAUUACACUGACAACUGG
This is a messenger RNA of Staurois parvus, 646 nucleotides long. The record is from the annotation of a GenBank genome assembly. NCBI's taxonomy places the organism in Eukaryota, Metazoa, Chordata, Amphibia, Anura, Ranidae.